AUGUCAACCCUUGGUAAGGAAUUUGACAAUUUUAGAGACUUGUGGGGUACAAUUCCUGCCGAAAAACAAACCUUGAACUUAUUGAUCGAGAAGUUAUGCACCAUCGAAACCAGAGAAACGAAACAAAAUAUCGAGAGUGAUGGCGCUGCUUUUGUUACAAGAGGAAAUUUUAAGAAAAAGCAGAAGCAACCAGAAAAGGUAAAUAGUAAACUGGAACGUGCUAAGAUAAAAUUUCCAUGCAAUAAGUGCAAAGAACUCGGGCAUUGGGCUGCCGAAUGUCCACAGAACAAAUCCACACAAAGCAACAUGAAGCGACCUGCUUUGAUGGCGUUCUCUUUAUAUGCAACAAAAGGACAUUUUUUGAGACAUGAUCAAUGGCAUUGUGACAGUUGUACUUCAACACAUACAGACAACAAUGAAUGA
Eupeodes corollae is the source of this 423-nucleotide messenger RNA. RefSeq lists its product as uncharacterized. Gene Ontology annotation, molecular function: zinc ion binding; nucleic acid binding. The coding region runs from base 1 to 423 and encodes 140 amino acids. The record is from RefSeq and is a predicted model, not a curated record. NCBI's taxonomy places the organism in Eukaryota, Metazoa, Arthropoda, Insecta, Diptera, Syrphidae. The transcript has a single exon.